Lepisosteus oculatus (spotted gar) is the source of this 3847-nucleotide messenger RNA. RefSeq names its product glial fibrillary acidic protein (gene gfap). Gene Ontology annotation, biological process: regulation of chaperone-mediated autophagy; intermediate filament organization. NCBI's taxonomy places the organism in Eukaryota, Metazoa, Chordata, Actinopteri, Semionotiformes, Lepisosteidae. Gene Ontology annotation, molecular function: structural constituent of cytoskeleton. The record is from RefSeq and is a predicted model, not a curated record. Gene Ontology annotation, cellular component: intermediate filament; cell projection; cytoplasm.
UCUCAAGCCCUCCUGCUCAGGGUGGGGGGGCGGAGGACAGUGUCUAUAAAAGCCGGAGAGGGACAGAGACCAUUUCAUUUGCUGACUUGUUCCAUUUCCACCGAACACCAUGAGCACGAACAUGGAGACCCAAAGGGUGGUGGCGUCUUCUUACAGGAAGAGGUUUGGGGCGUCGGGGAGCGGUGGAAGGACAUCCCUGUCCUCUGGCCGAUUCGCCGUCCACAGCUCUCCCCGGCUCUCGCACUCCAAUGUCACGGCGCGCCGCAGUGGAGUCGUCCUGGGCUCCUUCACGCCCGACAAGCUGGACUUCUCCCUGGACACCGUGCUCAAAGCCCAGUACAAGGAGACGCGCACCAACGAGAAGGUGGAGAUGAUGGAGCUCAACGACCGCUUCGCCAGCUACAUCGAGAAGGUGCGCUUCCUGGAGCAGCAGAACAAGGUGCUGGUGGCCGAGCUGAACCAGCUGAGGGGCAAGGAGCCCACCCGCCUGGGCGACAUCUACCAGGACGAGCUGCGCGAGCUGCGCAAGCAGGUGGACCAGCUGAGCACCACCCGCGCCAGGCUGGAGAUCGAGAGGGACAACCUGGCUGAGGACCUGGCCCACCUGCAGCAGAAGCUACAAGAUGAGAUCAACUUGCGCCUUGAAGCUGAAAAUAACCUGAACUCAUACCGACAGGAUGUUGAUGAGGCAGCUCUUAACCGUGUUCAGCUGGAGAGAAAAAUCGAUGCCCUGCAGGACGAGAUCAACUUCCUCAAGAAGAUCCAUGAUGAGGAACUGCAUGAGAUGCAGGAGCAGGUGCUGGCCCAGCAAGUCCACGUUGACAUGGACAUGUCCAAACCAGACCUGACCGCGGCACUCAGAGACAUCCGCAGCCAGUAUGAAGUGAUGGCCACUUCCAACAUGCAGGAGACGGAGGAGUGGUACCGCUCCAAGUUUGCUGAUCUGACUGAUGCAGCUAAUAGGAACGGAGAAGCUCUGCGACAGGCGAAACAAGAGGCCAAUGACUACCGCCGCCAGAUCCAGGCGCUGACCUGUGACCUGGAAUCACUCCGUGGAACUAAUGAGUCCCUGGAGCGCCAGAUGCGUGAGAUGGAGGAUCGUUUCUCUGUUGAGUCGGCCAACUACCAGGACGCUGUGAACCGUAUGGAGGAGGAGAUCCAGAGUUUGAAGGAGGAGAUGGCGCGCCACCUGCAGGAGUACCAGGACCUGCUCAACGUCAAGCUGGCCCUGGACAUUGAGAUCGCCACCUACAGGAAGCUGCUGGAGGGCGAGGAGAGCCGGAUCACUGUUCCUGUUCAGAGCUUCUCUACUCUUCAAGUCAGAGAGACCAGCCUGGACACAAAGCUCUCCCCAGAGUCUCAUGUGAAGAGAACCAUUUUGGUGAAAACCGUGGACAUGAGGGAUGGGGAGAUAAUUAAGGAGUCCACUGCAGAGCGCAAGGACACGGCCUAAUGCCCAGCGCGAGGGACGACCAUAGCCAGCUGCUUGCUUCUCACUGUAGACUAGACACUGACCCCUUCCCCCUCCUGCCCCCUCAACCCCCCCCUCUGCUGGCCUCUGUGCAGGUGAGCGAGUGAUUGAAUCAGUAUGGGAGUGAAGAACUGGGUGAAGCUACACCUGUGAUCAGAGGUGGUUCAGGAUUCAUUGUCAAAGCCAGCCUUCCUUGAGAAUAGGCUGGACACAGUCUAGCUGUGAAGCUGCUUCCUUCGUAUUUAGAGGGCAGCCCAGAUCCUGAGGAUAUAAACUCCACUGAACACCUUCCUUUCCACAUUUAACUGUCUUAACUACUGUGUGUUCUUAAAUUGGGGGAUUUACAGUAGUCCUCAUUGUUUAUAAGCUGAUGGUGAAGAAAGGUUUGAAAUAUCAAAGCUUUCUGUUUGAUACCAUCAGUGCUUCUUGCUUGCUUCAAAUUAAUUUAAAGCGAAUGGUGCAUUCAACUAAAUUAAAACAAAUAGUUCAGUCUUUUUCUGUAAGACAUUUUGGUGUUCUAAAGCAUGCAGGAGAGAAGGAAAAGAGAGAAGAGUCCAGCAUUAAAUGAUCACGGUAUUUCCAUGAAUCUGAAUUAGGGAGGACUUUGAGAAUCAGAAGUAAUGAGGCCCUGGUUUGGAUCAACCUCCACUCGUGUUGCAGUGCAGAGGGAUUGAAACACAAUCCACUACAGCCCAGCGCAAGAGGCCUGCAAGGUGAAGCAGUGCCACUCUCAUUCUCUUUCACACUCAGUCUCUCCCUGUGUGCUCUCUGUGUAUGUUGGAUAACUCUGCUUGUUAAUGGGCUCGUUUUGUGAAAUAAUAUUUUUAAAUACAAGGUAGUUUCGGGGAGAGUUAGGAGGGGUUGUCAGAGUGGCUCGCCUGCCCCAGUUUAGCACCUUUUUUUCUUUUCUCGGCUCCCAGACCUGCUGCCUGUGGGAACACUUUAGCAAUCCGUUAGAAUGCGGAAUUUGUUUAGCAUGUAGCAGAGAGCAGUGGUUGAUGUCGUAGGUCUGUGUGUAAGUGAAUGAAAGCGAGACGUUGGAGCUGUGGGACAGAAGCGCUGAAGGAAAUUAGGAGUAGAAGAGGGGAGUUUGUUAGUUUUUUUUGUUUCGAGUUUUUGGGUUCCCCUGUGGUUGGGACAGACUUCAUCACCUUAUGGAACAAUAAAGCAAGCCGACCUUCGGUUUUCCCUUUCCUUCGUCUUGUUUUAAGCCCCUUCACCCUGUACCAAGUUGCAGGGUUUUGAAAGUACAACAUGGUGCUUCCACAAAUUGUCACAGUGGCUUAAAGAACAUACUUUUAAUGUGUUUAAUCUGUUGUAGCUCUGCCUAAUCAAUAUAUUUGGUAAUGAACUGUCCCAAUCCAGGAUUGAACCCUUGUAGAUAUUCCUUGUUAGGUUGGUCCUACUGGAGCUGAACAUACAAGAGACUGAGUUUUAACACUGUUAUAUCUCAUACAAAUCAGUCUGCUCUGUGGCUACCCUGCAAUUACUCCAGACACCUGUUAUACGAGCAGUGAAUCAAAAGUUAAUUGGAUUUGGGGCAUGCAUUUUUAGCCCUCCUUGUAAGGCAGCUGAUAUUGCCAGUAAUUAAGGCUACAAGCAAAUACAGCACAGAGAGUGGGAUUCAGUAACAGAAGCCAGUUAAUUUAUCAAAGGAAAGGAAUAAAGAAAUCUGGAAAAUAACAGUUUUUCUGUUGGUGGAAAAAAAUGUACACACUCUAAAUGUUUCUGGAAAGUAAGAAAAAUUACAAAGAAAUCACAGAGAAAAUUAUUUAAACUUUAAUUGUAGAAAUGGAGCAAACCUUGGAGGCUUACUAAGUAAACUGUGCAUUGAGCCUUAGAACUUUAAUUUUAAUAGGCAUUUUAUUGUGAUUGCCACCUAUCAUUCCUACUGCUGAGGUGAACAGAAAGUGACUUUCCAUGACAAAAUCACCUACUGUGUGUCUGUAUACUACUACAGCAAAUAAUCCUGCCAGGCUUGUUUUGCAAUAAGAGCAUGAAAUGUAUUCACAUCCUAGGGGGGGUGGAUUUCAGUAAGAAUUGUGAAAUUUGCUAUAAAUCUAACUCCAGCAUCUCCCACCUCCAUAAAGAAGUUGACAAACAAUGUUUUUGUGUCCUUCCCAAGGUUCUACAAUUAAACACGAGACCCCCUGCCCCACUAUCCAGCUUUUAAUGUUGCACCAGAGCUCUUUGAAGUGGUGGUCACAGCAAGCUCAGGCAGCCGAUAGCUCAGACUUCUAGAUAACUCUACCUACAGGCACAGCACAUUUGAGUGCUAUUAAGUUGUUUAAAAUGACUCACAACUCUUCUUAUUUUAGGAAUCUUUAGCCUUGUAACCCAUUAACAACAAUAAAAAGAAAAUAAGCUUGACUCACA